This is a messenger RNA of Symphalangus syndactylus (siamang), 9965 nucleotides long. RefSeq names its product macrophage stimulating 1 receptor (gene MST1R). Gene Ontology annotation, biological process: nervous system development; cell surface receptor protein tyrosine kinase signaling pathway; phagocytosis. NCBI's taxonomy places the organism in Eukaryota, Metazoa, Chordata, Mammalia, Primates, Hylobatidae. The record is from RefSeq and is a predicted model, not a curated record. Gene Ontology annotation, molecular function: semaphorin receptor activity; ATP binding; transmembrane receptor protein tyrosine kinase activity. Gene Ontology annotation, cellular component: plasma membrane; semaphorin receptor complex.
UUUGAGCCCCUCUCCUCCCUCCCUUGCACCAGCAUGAGGCCACACACAUUCUCAGUUGGAUCUUGGGCUGGGGCCGUUUUGGUUCAGUUGAAGUCCUACCAUAUGUAAAAGGUUUUCAGGCACCCUACUGCCCUACCCUACCCCCACCCCCAUAUUCAGUCUGAGCUUCUGCUGUCUGCCUCUCUUAUCACUCCUGGGAGGGGCCCCCGGCUGCAUGCCACAAAAGACUACCCAACCACCUUCAGAGCCCUCGCUGUGGCUCUGUUUAAUGGGUUGCUGUAGUUCAGCAGGAGCUGAGCUGAGUACGAUACAGAUGGUCACAAUGGGAGGAGUCUGAGCCCUGGUACUGGAUGGAGCCCCUGGUGAGGCAACCCAGUCUUCAGCUGAAAUUCAGAAUCCAGUCUCCCUUUGGCUGCAGGCCUCUGAGGAAACUGUCCCUGCUCAGGCCUUCCCAUGAAGGGCUGUAUGCCUCAGUUCUCCUACCUCAGCCAGUGCAUUCCUCCAAAUGGUCCUCAAGAGUGAGCUGAGGGUCUGAGAGAAGGCCCAGUUGACCCUCUAAGGCAGAAGUGGGCCUGCCAUAAUAAGAGCUAAUACUACUACGUGCGCUGGGCCCUCCUUAGUCACCCUAGUCCCUGGCAUGGCAUAGGCAGACCUGCAUGGGGCACCAUGGAUAUCCAGGAGGCUUGGCAGUGAAAGCCCAGCCCCAUUUACUCUACCACAGGACCCAGGGCACAGUGCAGAGAGCUUCCACUUUGCUGCCGGGGGAUCUUCUAGUUCUGGCCCCAGGGAGCACAAGGCCUAGGAAGUACUUAUUGGAAAAAACUGUCCUCUGAAUGUGGUCUUCAGACUGUCAGAAUCACCCUCAUGCAGUUUCUGAGAGUUGGGCCAGUAUUUUCUGCUACUAAAAUCAAGCCAUGUUGAAGAAUGAGCCUAUGUGGGUGGCAGGGACCCAGGGUACACUGGAACAUUGUAUUUAUUGUCCCAGAAAAUGGCAGCACAGCCCCUGCCCUUGGCCCCACCGUGGCUCACAUUGGAAUGGGCAUGGCAGCAGGCUACCAGCCCAGAUUCCAAAGCCUCUGGGGAGCAGCCAUAGGCUUGGUGGGUGCUGUUCACCCUGCACACAUGCCCUGGGUCUCUUUUAUGCCUGUUUUCUGCUUUUGUUCCUACCCUGCUCCUAGUAAGAACACCAAACCACUGCCUCUGGGGCCUGGGUGAUGCCAGGCCAGCUGUCCCUGAUUGUUACUGGCAUUCUGGUCAACAGUGAGCCCCUAAGUGCCUCUUUUGGUUGCCCUGACUCUUACAGGUUUCUUAGCUUCUCUGUAGUUCAGCAUAUAUUCUGGGGAGAUCAUAGUUAGAUAAAUGUGUGUACCUAGGACUAUAGGCACCUAGGAGUGUGGGGUGUACCUGCUUGGAGAUCAGGGGUGGGAAGACAGGCAAAUAGGGAAGGUGUUCCUAGUGGAGGAGCCAGCAUGUGCAAAGGGAAGGACCUGGUAAGAACCUAGUACAGGCCGGGCUUGGUGGCUCACGCCUGUAAUCCCAACACUUUGGGAGGCCAAGGAUUGUGUAUCACUGGAAGUCAGGAGUUCGAGACCAGCCUGGCCAACAUGAUGAAACCCUGUCUCUACUAAAAAUACGAAAAUUAGCUGAGUAUGGUGGCAUGCGCCUGUAGUCCCAGCUACUCAGGAGGCUGAGGCAGGAGAAUGGCGUGAACCCAGGAGGCGGAGCUUGCAUGAGCCAAGAUCGUGCCACUGCACUCCAGCCUGGGCAACAGAGCGAGACUCCAUCUCAAAAAAAAAAAAAAAAAAAAGAACCUAAUAUAACUUGUUUGCAGUGAAGCUGGAGUGGUCCACACAAGGGCUGGGGUUCUCAAACUCCAGGUAACCUGCAGUGUGAUGUGGUCAAAUUGCAGUUAGAGAGACUCUCUUGCUACUGCUAAGGUGAUCUUGGGAUUAGAGAAAGAGGCUAGACCUAGUUCUCUAGAACAGUGUUCAGAGGGGACUGAGAGCUCAAGGAGGGAAAAGUGGCUAGCAUUCCUUCAAGGUGUCAGGUGCUAGGGCAGUCGAGCAGGUUCUUAGCCAGCUAUGGGCCAGGCCUCAUGAGUUUAGCUUGGGGGUGCCCUUGUACUUGGCACUUAAGAGUCCCAUUAGCUGACCUCCCCCACAAACCUUGACUGCUCCCUCCUACAGAGGCGGCAGAUGGCAAGAGGGGGAAGGGGUGCUCCUGUGUACCCCCGCUGUUGAGAACCAAGGCUGCCUUACAGGGGACCUCAGCCUGGGGACAGCCAUUAGCGUGGCCACACGGUGGCAGCAGAGAACUAACAGAUGGUUGCUGCAACCCCACCCCCAAAAAAGGGUGGGUGGGGUGAUCUAAGAGGGCUUGUGAAGUCUUCUCCCAACCCCCAGAGAUCCCUCUGAAAGUCUGGAGGUGGGAUUUGGGUCACCAGAACCCCUGUCUGUGCGCCAGGCUGAGAAUGUUUCAUUUUAGUUUUGCCUUGCCUAUCUUUAGAUGUGUUGACUGUGGAAUGCAGGAACCACGCCACGGUUUUCUCUGGGUGUUUAUUCAUUUCCUGGCCAAUUCUGCUUUGGAAAAGGAGUGUCUUUUAUGUCACCUCAGGGCACAGUAUCAACCCUGCACUGGGUGUGGCCACCCCCAGUUCCAUUUCCUCUUUCAGUCUUCAGGUGCUCAUGGGGCUCCAGGCUGGAAGGAGGGGGAGUCCUGCACUAGGGAUGGAGGAAGUGAAGUAUCCAGAGUAAACUGUGCUGGGGUGGGUGUAGCACUGGGUCUGUGGGACCCAGGAGAGGGGCCUGGCAAAGUCUGGAUCAAAAAGGCUUCCUGGAGGAGGUGCCAUUUAGGUGGCAAAAGGAGGAAAAGGAAAGAGUGCUCCUGGAAGGAGGAACAGCACUUACAAAGGUCAGGUUAGGAAGGGGAGGCAGGCACAGAAGUAUGGACUGAAAGGGGAGUGGGGAGAUAUAGCUCCCCAAGCCAGGCUAAAUCCUGUUGGGCUGAGGGCUCCUCUCUCCCCCAGUCUCCUUAUCUACAGCCUUGGGGCCCAUAGUUCACAGCCCAGACCCACCCUGUGGACCUUCCCUUUCUUCUAGGGUCCAGGCCCAUCUAGCUGAGGGGGCUGUCAGGCUAAGGUUGUCCCCCAGGGGCCUCAGUCUAGUGUUGAGGGACCAGUUACCAAGGGGCAGCUGCUGAGAUCCAGGUGUGGGACUAGGCUCCCCCACCCCCACUCCUCAUAAACAGAAGAGAGAACUCUGGGAAAUCACCUAGUCGGAACUACAUUUUCUUUCUUUUUUUUUUUGGAGAUGGAGUCUUACUCUGUCACUCAGGCUGGAGUGCAGUGGCACAAUCUCAGCUCACUGCAACCUCCACCCCCUAAAUUCAAGCUAUUCUCCUGCCUCAGCCUCCCUAGUAGCUGGGAUUACAGGCACCCACCACCACGCCCGGCUAAUUUUUGUUUUUAGUGGAGAUGGUUUCACCAUGUUGGCCAGAUCUGUCUGUUCACCAUGUUGCUCUUGAACUCCUGACCUCAAGUGAUCCACCUGCCUCAGCCUCCCAAAGUGCUGGGAUUACAGGCGUGAGCCACCACGCCCGGUCACACAUUUUAUUUUAAAAACAUUUUUAGCAGUUUUUUUGUUUUGUUGAGUUUUGUUAUGUUGCCCAGGCUGGUCUUGAACUCCUAGCCUCAAGCGAUCCUCCUGCCUUGGCCUCUCAAAGGAGUGCUAGGAUUACAGGCAUGAGCCACGGUGCCCAGCCCAGAACUACAUUCUCAUUGAAGAGAAUAAGAUCCAGCAAGGCCUACAGAGCAUGUUGGAAGUGUCCUGAGAGCCAAAGCCCAUGAUUCCUCCAUAUCGGGUGGCACUGGGCAGAGCCAGGAAGGAAGGGGGAGUCCCUAAGGCCCAUAUUGUGGAUUGUAACUCUAUUAUACAGCUUCCAUAUACUGAGGCUGCAGAGGAGGUACCAGAAUUAGGGUUGGGCCUCCACUUAUGUGCCUCUCUGACUCUGAGGUCCAGUCAGCAAGGCCAGAUCCCAUCCUAAGACCCUUAUGGCCCUGGGAGAGCAGGGCAUAACACACCUUCCUCUGACACCAUCUUGUCGCUGAUAGCUCAGGAGAAGCACAUGGAAGAAUGGUCCCGGCCGGGCGUGGUGGCUCACACCUGUAAUCCCAACAGUUUGGGAGGCUGAGGCGGGCGGAUCACCUGAGGUCAGGAGUUUGAGACCAGCCUGGCCAACAUGGUGAAACCCGUCUCUACUAAAAAUACAAAAUUAGCCGGGUGUGGUGGUGGGCACCUGUAAUCCCAGCUAUUCAGGAGGUUGAGACAGGAGGAGGUUGAGGCUGGAGAAUCGCUUGAACCUGGGAGGCGGAGUUUGCAGUGAGCUGAGAUCGCGCCACUGCAAUCCAGCCUGGGCCACAGAGCAAGGCUCCUUCUCAAAAAAAAAAAAAAAAAAAAAAAAAAAAGAACAGUCCUUUCCCACAAAGGGUGGCGCCCCCCAUAACCCCCAUAACAUCUCUUGUUAAGUGCCCCACAUCUCCCCUCUGCCCCUCUGGUCUUCCACACAAUCCUGGUCUCUGUUCUCCACAUGGUGGGCCCCCAGGCCACCUCUGGGCACCAGCCACUGAGGGUGUUGCUACUAAGUGCAAACUAGUUCCACUGCAAGCAAAGAGCCCAGGGUCCUGUCCCCUUCUCGCUUCGAACCAGUCGGUAGUGGAGGGAUGGGAUGGGACGGCUCAGACCGGCUCAACUCUCACCAGGCCACACCAUGCUGAGAAAAAGGCGCCAAGACGCCAGGAGAAGGUACACGAGCCAGGCUUCCAAGGGCCGGAAGAGUCGGAUGGGCGGAGGGCCCGGGCUAGGCCACGCCUCCCUCGCGGCCCCGCCCUCACGGCCCGACUCCGCCCGCCCAGCCCGGCGCCCUCGGGUCGGCUGAGCGCUAAGCGCCAGUGUGCAGCGGCGGCUGGGGCGGCAGGUGAGGCGGCUGGGGCAUUGCUGUCCGUGCGUCCGCAGGCGUCAGGUGCUCAGACCCGAGGGCCGGGAAGGGAUUUGGGUGACACAGGAACCUGGGGCGGGGGUCUGCUAUCUUGGGGCUGUCGGGACCGCUGCUUAAAGUUGGCCCAGUCCAGACCUCGAGUCGGGCCCCCAGCCAGGCCCACGUCCAGGCCCAGGCCCCGUAGGGAUCCACCAGGGUCCCAGCUCGCCUCGAUGGAGCUCCUCCCGCCGCUGCCUCAGUCCUUCCUGUUGCUGCUGCUGUUGCCUGCCAAGCCCGCGGCGGGCGAGGACUGGCAGUGCCCGCACACCCCCUACGCGGCCUCUCGCGACUUUGACGUGAAGUACGUGGUGCCCAGCUUCUCCGCCGGAGGCCUGGUACAGGCCAUGGUGACCUACGAGGGCGACAGAAAUGAGAGUGCUGUGUUUGUAGCCAUACGCAAUCGCCUGCACGUGCUUGGGCCUGACCUGAAGUCUGUCCAGAGCCUGGCCACGGGCCCUGCUGGGGACCCUGGCUGCCAGACGUGUGCAGCCUGUGGCCCAGGCCCCCACGGCCCUCCCGGUGACACAGACACAAAGGUGCUGGUGCUGGAGCCCGCGCUGCCUGCGCUGAUCAGUUGUGGCUCCAGCCUGCAGGGCCGCUGCUUCCUGCAUGACCUAGAGCCCCAAGGGACAGCCGUGCAUCUGGCGGGGCCAGCCUGCCUCUUCUCAGCCCACCAUAACCGGCCCGAUGACUGCCCCGACUGUGUGGCCAGCCCACUGGGCACCCGUGUGACUGUGGUUGAGCAAGGCCAGGCCUCCUAUUUCUACGUGGCAUCCUCACUGGACGCAGCCGUGGCUGCCCGCUUCAGCCCACGCUCAGUGUCUAUCAGGCGUCUCAAGGCCGAUGCCUCGGGAUUCGCACCGGGUUUUGUGGCAUUGUCAGUGCUGCCCAAGCAUCUUGUCUCCUACAGUAUUGAAUACGUGCACAGCUUCCACACGGGAGCCUUUGUCUAUUUCCUGACUGUACAGCCGGCCAGCGUGACAGAUGCUCCUAGUGCCCUGCACACACGCCUGGCACGGCUUAGCGCCACUGAGCCAGAGUUGGGUGACUAUCGGGAGCUGGUCCUCGACUGCAGAUUUGCUCCAAAACGCAGGCGCCGGGGGGCCCCAGAGGGCGGACAGCCCUACCCUGUGCUGCGGGUGGCCCACUCCGCUCCAGUGGGUGCCCAACUUGCCACUGAGCUGAGCAUCGCUGAGGGCCAGGAAGUGCUAUUUGGGGUCUUUGUGGCUGGCAAGGAUGGUGGUCCUGGCAUGGGCCCCAACUCUGUCGUCUGUGCCUUCCCCAUUGACCUGCUGGACACACUAAUUGAUGAGGGUGUGGAGCGCUGUUGUGAAUCCCCAGUCCAUCCAGGCCUCCGGCGAGGCCUGGACUUCUUCCAGUCGCCCAGUUUUUGCCCCAACCCGCCUGGCCUGGAGGCCCUCAGCCCCAACACCAGCUGCCGCCACUUCCCUCUGCUGGUCAGUAGCAGCUUCUCACGUGUGGACCUAUUCAAUGGGCUGUUGGGACCAGUACAGGUCACUGCACUGUAUGUGACACGCCUUGACAACGUCACAGUGGCGCACAUGGGCACUAUGGAUGGGCGUAUCCUGCAGGUGGAGCUGGCCAGGUCACUCAACUACUUGCUGUAUGUGUCCAACUUCUCACUGGGUGACAGCGGGCAGCCCGUGCAGCGGGAUGUCAGUCGUCUUGGGGACCACCUACUCUUCGCCUCUGGGGACCAGGUUUUCCAGGUACCUAUCCGAGGCCCUGGCUGCCACCACUUCCUCACCUGUGGGCGUUGCCUAAGGGCACAGCGUUUCAUGGGCUGUGGCUGGUGUGGGAACAUGUGUGGACAGCAGAAGGAGUGUCCUGGCUCCUGGCAACAGGACCACUGCCCACCUAGGCUUACUGAGUUCCACCCCCACAGUGGACCUCUAAGGGGCAGUACAAGGCUGACCCUGUGUGGCUCCAACUUCUACCUGCACCCUUCUGGUCUGGUGCCUGAGGGAACCCAUCAGGUCACUGUGGGCCAAAGUCCCUGCCGGCCACUGCCCAAGGACAGCUCAAAACUCAGAUCAGUGCCCCGAAAAGACUUUGUAGAGGAGUUUGAGUGUGAACUGGAGCCCUUGGGCACCCAGGCAGUGGGGCCUACCAACGUCAGCCUCACCGUGACUAACAUGCCACCGGGCAAGCACUUCCGGGUAGACGGCACCUCCGUGCUGAGAGGCUUCUCUUUCAUGGAGCCAGUGCUGAUAGCAGUGCAACCCCUCUUUGGCCCACGGGCAGGAGGCACCUGUCUCACUCUUGAAGGCCAGAGUCUGUCUGUAGGCACCAGCCGGGCUGUGCUGGUCAAUGGGACUGAGUGUCUGCUAGCACGGGUCAGUGAGGGGCAGCUUUUAUGUGCCACACCCCCUGGGGCCACGGUGGCCAGUGUCCCCCUUAGCCUGCAGGUGGGGGGUGCCCAGGUACCUGGUUCCUGGACCUUCCACUACAGAGAAGACCCUGUCGUGCUAAGCAUCAGCCCCAAAUGUGGCUACAUCAACUCCCACAUCACCAUCUGUGGCCAGCAUCUAACUUCAGCAUGGCACUUAGUGCUGUCAUUCCAUGAUGGGCUUAGGGCAGUGGAGAGCAGGCAGUGUGAGAGGCAGCUUCCAGAGCAGCAGCUGUGCCGCCUUCCUGAAUAUGUGGUCCGAGACCCCCAGGGAUGGGUGGCAGGGAAUCUGAGUGCCCGGGGGGAUGGAGCUGCUGGCUUUACACUGCCUGGCUUUCGCUUCCUACCCCCACCCCAUCCACCCAGUGCCAACCUAGUUCCACUGAAGCCUGAGGAGCAUGCCAUUAAGUUUGAGUAUAUUGGGCUGGGCGCUGUGGCUGACUGCGUGGGUGUCAACGUGACCGUGGGUGGUGAGAGCUGCCAGCACGAGUUCCGGGGGGACAUGGUUGUCUGCCCCCUGCCCCCAUCCCUGCAGCUUGGCCAAGAUGGUGCCCCAUUGCAGGUCUGCGUGGAUGGUGAAUGUCAUAUCCUGGGUAGAGUAGUGCAGCCAGGGCCAGACGGGGUCCCACAGAGCAUGCUCCUUGGUAUCCUGCUGCCUUUGCUGCUACUAGUGGCCGCACUGGCCACUGCACUGGUCUUCAGCUACUGGUGGCAGAGGAAGCAGCUAGUUCUUCCUCCCAACCUGAAUGACCUGGCAUCCCUGGACCAGACUGCUGGAGCCACACCCCUGCCUAUUCUGUACUCAGGCUCUGACUACAGAAGUGGCCUUGCACUCCCUGCCACUGAUGGUCUGGAUUCCACCACUUGUGUCCAUGGAGCAUCCUUCUCCGAUAGUGAAGAUGAAUCCUGUGUCCCACUGCUGCGGAACGAGUCCAUCCAGCUAAGGGACCUGGACUCUGCGCUCUUGGCUGAGGUCAAGGAUGUGCUGAUUCCCCAUGAGUGGGUGGUCACCCACAGUGACCGAGUCAUUGGCAAAGGCCACUUUGGAGUUGUCUACCACGGAGAAUACAUAGACCAGGCCCAGAAUCGAAUCCAGUGUGCCAUCAAGUCACUAAGUCGCAUCACAGAGAUACAGCAGGUGGAGGCCUUCCUGCGAGAGGGGUUGCUCAUGCGUGGCCUGAACCACCCGAAUGUGCUGGCUCUCAUUGGUAUCAUGUUGCCACCUGAGGGCCUGCCGCAUGUGCUGCUGCCCUAUAUGUGCCAUGGUGACCUGCUCCAGUUCAUCCGCUCACCUCAGCGGAACCCCACCGUGAAGGACCUCAUCAGCUUUGGCCUGCAGGUAGCCCGCGGCAUGGAGUACCUGGCAGAGCAGAAGUUUGUGCACAGGGACCUGGCUGCACGGAACUGCAUGCUGGAUGAGUCAUUCACAGUCAAGGUGGCUGACUUUGGUUUGGCCCGCGACAUCCUGGACAAGGAGUACUAUAGUGUUCGACAGCAUCGCCACGCUCGCCUGCCUGUGAAGUGGAUGGCGCUGGAGAGCCUGCAGACCUAUAGAUUUACCACCAAGUCUGAUGUGUGGUCAUUUGGUGUGCUGCUGUGGGAACUGCUGACACGGGGUGCCCCACCAUACCCCCACAUCGACCCUUUUGACCUCACCCACUUCCUGGCCCAGGGUCGGCGCCUGCCCCAGCCUGAGUAUUGCCCUGAUUCUCUGUACCAAGUGAUGCAGCAAUGCUGGGAGGCGGACCCAGCAGUGAGACCCACCUUCGGAGUACUAGUGGGGGAAGUGGAGCAGAUAGUGUCUGCACUGCUUGGGGACCAUUAUGUGCAGCUGCCAGCAACCUACAUGAACUUGGGCCCCAGCACCUCGCAUGAGAUGAAUGUGCGUCCAGAACAGCCUCAGUCCUCACCCAUGCCUGGUAGUGCACGUCGGCCCCGGCCACUCUCAGAGCCUCCUCGGCCCACUUGACUUAGUCCUUGGGCUGGACCUGCUUAGCUGCCUUGAGCUAACCCCAAGCUGCCUCUGGGCCAUGCCAGGCCAGAGGGCAGUGGCCCUCCACCUUGUUCCUGCCCUUUAACUUUCAGAGGCAGUAGGUAAAUGGGGCCCAUUAGGUCCCUCACUCCACAGAGUGAGCCAGUGAGGGCAGUCCUGCAACAUGUAUUUAUGGAGUGCCUGCUGUGGACCCUGUCUUCUGGGCACAGUGAACUCAGCAGUGACCACACCAACACUGUCCCUUGAACCAAUAAAGGAACAAAUGACUAUUAAAGCACAAAUUGUGGCAAAUAGUGUGAAAGAAUGACAGGAGGCUGCUAUAAAUAGCUGAAUAGAGAGGCAAGGGAAACCUCCGAGGAGGUGACAUUUUGCUGAGGCCCUAUCAACCGGGGAAAAACCACCAGAAGCAGUGUUGAGGAAAGAGGGUUUUUGGCAGAGAGUCACACGUGCAAAGGCCCUGAGGCUGGAAAGGAGUUGGAUCAGCAAGAAGGCUCUUGAGAACAGGGAGGGUGAGCAAGGCCCAGAUCCAGG